Messenger RNA from Schistocerca serialis cubense, 870 nucleotides. RefSeq lists its product as uncharacterized. The transcript is spliced from 3 exons. The coding region runs from base 1 to 870 and encodes 289 amino acids. Lineage: Eukaryota; Metazoa; Arthropoda; Insecta; Orthoptera; Acrididae. The record is from RefSeq and is a predicted model, not a curated record.
AUGGGGAGCAUUGUCUGGCGGGACGCCCCCGCCGGGACAGGUUUAUUAAGGGUGCAGAUAGCCCACCGCCCUGUCGGGACGCGCUAUCGCCGCUCCGGAUCGGCGCCACGCCAAAACCCCGGCGCCAGACUCGAACGGCACACCGCGCCGCGCCGGGUAGCAGAGGAUUUCCCGGCCGCCCCGCCGUCGCCGGCCGGCCACGAGACCGACCCCGCACCGCGCCCGCCGCCUGAGGUGGACGCCGAGCUGCAGCUACUUCGCCUUGGCGAGGACGCGGACGCGCCACAGCAGGAGAACGCGGGCAGCGGCAGCCCAGCCGGGGCGGAGACAACGGCGGCGGCCGCGCAGCCCUCCCCCUCGGGCGAGGGUGAACCGGUCCCUGUCCCCGCUACGGGCCAGCCGGCAGGAAACGCAGAUAAAAGGCAGAUUAGCGACGCCAGCUCGGACGAGGCGGAGCAGCAAGGUCAGCCGAUGACCGAGCGCGCGCCACAACAACAGGUGCAGGAGGAACUACGAGAGGAACAGGCCACCGAAAAUAUGCAAAUCGACGCGACGACGCCCGCGGGCGGGAGCGCCGUCCCGACCGUGGAGCAGACGCGCGAGCAGUGGAUAAAGGAGAAGAGUAACCACAUGAGAAAAGUUUUAAAGCUCAACCAAAACGACGAUGUCACCGCAAAGUCCUCCACCAGGGGAAGCAGUGACAAACCGAAAAAACAACACAAUACAGACGACGAACAGACACAAACGACGAAAACGGUAAACAAACCCGCAAAGAAAAACAAGAAAAGACGCAGCUCCAACUCGUCACAGGACCGAAGAGAAAACAAUCAGAGAGAUGUCCGCAUGGACACAGACUACAGCACCGACUGA